Molecule: messenger RNA, 591 nt
Organism: Orbilia oligospora ATCC 24927
Lineage: Eukaryota; Fungi; Ascomycota; Orbiliomycetes; Orbiliales; Orbiliaceae
Exons: 3
Coding region: 1-591 (196 amino acids)
Source: RefSeq, a predicted model, not a curated record
AUGCAGCAAGCCGCUGAUUCCCUGCUACCUUGCCUGUUCAAGCCCAUUCGCGCUCGCGUUUUCAAAUCAUUUCUACAGCUGAUAGCUCCCCACUAUGUCUUGCAGAAAGCGUGGGCACAGGGGGGAAGAAAACAGAUUCCUCUCCGUUGGGCGGCCGAAUCUUCACUCGACACCCAUCCUAUCACCUCGCCCCAUUGUGUUUACGAUUAUGGCCUGGUAAUCUGGCGUAUUUCGACAUCGGUCAAACCUAAGGACAUGGAAGGGUAUGAAACUAUGCUGAAGCCAGAAAACGUGGGAUUUCAAUACAAGGGACUGGGAAAUUUUGGGGCCAUUAUCUAUAUUCAAGAUAUCGAUAAUUCAGGUCUGGCCGAGAAUGCUCCUGUAUCUAUAUUACGAGAUAUGUUGGAAAACCCGGAGUUUGUUUGGUUUAAAGAUCCUCGGGACGUAGCCAAGCUCAAGGAGGCUCUGGAUGAACUGUUAAAGGAGGGAGCCACUGGACAUGUUGAAGCAAUGAUUGAAUUAUCGAUCUUGGAAGAAGCUCAAGGAGUUUCUUUGGAUGCUGAUGUUAUGGAAUCUUUUCAUGAUUUUUAA